AUGAGUGAUAUAUCCCCUACUAAUAGCAGUGAAAACUUGAAUAAAGCAUCUCAAGAACAAAAUGUUGAUUUAACCAAACUGACGCCUCAGGAACUAAAACUUUACAAAAUGUACGGCAGGCUGCCAUCCAAGAAGGAUUUGUUCAAGCACAAGAUGCAGGAGAGGAAAUACUUCGAUAGCGGAGACUACGCACUCCGCAAAGCAGGUGUCAUAGAAUCCGAGACAACAAGUAAUAACAAUCUCCCGGUUACGAAUCCAAGCGGUCUGAGAGAAUCGAUAAUACGGAGAAGGAUGAGUAGUAGUGCGGGCGAUUCAGUUUCUAGGAAAGGGAGCAUUUCAAGUGGGCCACCUCCGAGGUCGCCAAAUAAAUAA
Messenger RNA from Zygotorulaspora mrakii, 372 nucleotides. RefSeq names its product endosulfine family protein. The record is from RefSeq and is a predicted model, not a curated record. Gene Ontology annotation, molecular function: protein phosphatase inhibitor activity. The coding region runs from base 1 to 372 and encodes 123 amino acids. The transcript has a single exon. Lineage: Eukaryota; Fungi; Ascomycota; Saccharomycetes; Saccharomycetales; Saccharomycetaceae. Gene Ontology annotation, cellular component: cytoplasm.